Molecule: messenger RNA, 519 nt
Organism: Pocillopora damicornis (cauliflower coral)
Lineage: Eukaryota; Metazoa; Cnidaria; Anthozoa; Scleractinia; Pocilloporidae
Product: histone H3
Cellular component (GO): nucleosome
Molecular function (GO): DNA binding; structural constituent of chromatin; protein heterodimerization activity
Source: RefSeq, a predicted model, not a curated record
AUCUUUCUCGAAACCGUUGGAAACAUGGCUCGUACCAAGCAAACUGCACGAAAAUCAACUGGUGGAAAAGCUCCACGUAAACAGCUCGCCACUAAGGCAGCUCGUAAGAGCGCUCCUGCUACUGGUGGAGUCAAGAAACCUCAUCGUUACAGGCCUGGUACGGUCGCUCUUCGUGAGAUCCGUCGUUACCAGAAAUCCACCGAGCUGUUGAUCCGCAAGCUGCCCUUCCAGCGUCUUGUGCGAGAAAUCGCUCAAGAUUUCAAGACAGAUCUGCGUUUCCAAAGCUCGGCUGUGAUGGCCCUUCAAGAAGCUAGCGAAGCUUACCUUGUUGGUCUGUUUGAAGACACCAACUUGUGCGCCAUCCACGCCAAGCGUGUCACGAUCAUGCCUAAGGACAUUCAGUUGGCCCGCCGAAUCCGCGGAGAACGAGCUUAAGUGAAGAACCUCCACAAAACAAACGGCUCCUAUAGGAGCCACCACAUGAAUAAAAGCAAUGACCAAUAAAGUUUAUAAAAUAUA